AUGCUGCGUAAGCUCACCGUCGACCAGAUCAACGACUGGUUCACCAUCGGCAAGACCGUGACCGAUGUGGAGCUGCUGGGCUCGCCGCCCGCCUUCCCGGCCGAGGCGGCCAGAGAGGAGGCCCAGCGCAGGGACGGAGCCCCUGGUGCCUGCCCUGUUGAGGCCCGGGCUGAGGCCCAGGCCCGGGCGCAGACACCUGCGCAGGCGCAUCAGGCGGCAUCCAGGAGGUCUCUGGGCCGGAAGAGCGGGGAGCUGGAGUACAUUAACAAGUACCGGCAGCUUGAGGCUCAGGAGCUGGACCUGCACGGCAGCGAGCACCCAGCCCGCGGGCCAGGUCCGCGGCCCCCUGUGGCUAAAGCCAGCCCUGUCACGUGCGUCCCAGAGACAACGUACACCUACCCAGACCUGCCCAUAAACCGGUGCAGGGAGGAGGUUCUCUCUCUGAUAGAAAGCAACUCUGUGGUGAUCAUCCACGGUGCCACGGGCAGCGGCAAGAGCACGCAGCUGCCGCAGUACGUGCUGGACCACUGCCUGCAGCGCGGCGCCUACUGCCACAUCGCCGUCACCCAGCCGCGCAAGAUCGGGGCCAGCAGCAUGGCCCGCUGGAUCAGCCGGGAGCGCGCCUGGACGCUGGGCGGCCUGGUGGGCUACCAGGUGGGGCUGGAGAAGGUGGCCACGGAGGACACCAGGCUGAUGUACAUGACCACCGGGGUGCUGCUGCAGAAGGUGGUCAGCGCCAAGAGCCUGGUGGCCUUCACGCACAUCUUCAUCGACGAGGUGCACGAGCGCACCGAGGAGAUGGACUUCCUGCUGCUGGUGGUCCGCAAGCUGCUGAGAACCAACUCCCGCUUCGUGAAGGUCAUCCUGAUGUCGGCCACCAUCAACUGCAGGGAGUUCGCCGACUACUUCGCGGUGCCCGUCCAGAACAAGGUGAACCCGGCCUGCGUGUUCGAGGUGGCCGGACAGCCGCACGCCAUCGACGAGUUCUACCUCGGCGACCUGGGGCACGUGCCGCACGGCAGGCUGUCCCCCCACGUCCUGGAGGAGCCGAUGAUCACGAAGGACAUGUAUGAGGUCGCCAUCUCCCUGAUCCAGAUGUUCGACGACACGGACAUGAAGGAGAGCGGGAACAAGGCCUGGGCGGGCGCCCAGCUCGCGUGGGAGCGGGGCAGCGUGCUGGUGUUCCUGCCAGGUCUGAGCGAGAUAAACUACAUGCACGAGCUCCUCACCAACAUGAGCCAGAAGAGGCUGCAGGUCUACCCCCUGCACUCGAGCGUGACCCUGGAGGAGCAGAACAACGUGUUCCUGAGCCCCGUGCCCGGCUACAGAAAGAUCAUCCUGUCCACCAACAUCGCCGAGAGCUCCGUCACCGUGCCGGACGUCAAGUACGUCAUAGACUUCUGCUUGACGAGGACUCUGGUCUGUGACGAAGACACGAAUUACCAGAGCCUGCGCCUGAGCUGGGCCUCCAAGACCAGCUGUAACCAGAGGAAAGGCCGAGCUGGGCGCGUGUCGAAAGGCUACUGCUACCGCCUGGUGCACAGGGAUUUCUGGGACAACGCCAUCCCCGACCACGUCAUCCCGGAGAUGCUGCGCUGUCCCUUAGGCAGCACCAUCCUGAAGGUGAAGCUGCUGGACAUGGGGGAGCCCAGGGCUCUGCUGGCCACGGCCCUGUCCCCGCCGAGCCUCAGCGACAUCGAGCGCACCAUCCUGCUGCUGAAGGAGGUGGGCGCGCUGGCCAUCAGCGGGCAGAGGGAGGACGAGAACCCGCACGACGGCGAGCUGACCUUCCUGGGCCGCGUGCUGGCCCAGCUGCCCGUCAACGCGCAGCUCGGCAAGCUCAUCGUGCUGGGCCACGUGUUCGGCUGCCUGGACGAGUGCCUGGUCAUCGCGGCGGCGCUGUCUCUGAAGAACUUCUUCGCCAUGCCCUUCCGGCAGCACCUGGACGGGUACAGGAACAAGGUGUAUUUCUCUGGCAAUAGUAAGAGCGACUGCAUCGCCCUGGUCGAGGCAUUUAAAACCUGGCAGUCCUGCCGGCAGAGAGGGGAGCUGCGGCACCCAAAGGACGAACUGGACUGGGGACGGUUAAAUUAUAUCCAGAUCAAGAGGAUCAGAGAGGUGGCGGAGCUGUACGAGGAGCUGAAGAGCAGGAUCUCGCAGUUCAGCAUGAGCGCGGGCCCCCGGCGGCCGGCCCUGGACCAGGAGUUCACACACAAGCAGCGGUUCAUCCUGCAGGUGGUGCUGGCCGGAGCCUUCUAUCCCAACUACUUCACCUUCGGGCAGCCCGACGAGGAGAUGGCGGUGCGGGAGCUGGCCGGCAAGGACCCCAAGACUACCAUCGUGCUGAAGCACACGCCGCCCUACGGCUUCCUGUACCACAAGCAGCUGCAGUCCCUCUUCCGGCAGUGCGGCCAGGUCAAGUCCAUCGUGUGCGAUGGCGCCAAGGCCUUCGUGGAGUUUUCCCGGAACCCGACCGAGAGGUUCAAGGUGCUGCCCGCGGUGUACAUGGCGGUGAAGCUGUCCCAGCUCAAGGUGGCCCUGGAGCUCAGCGUGCACUCGGCGGAGGAGAUCGAGGGCCGGGUGCAGGGGGGCGUGUCCCGGCUCAGGAACACCAGGGUGAACGUGGACUUCCAGAAGCAGACGGUGGACCCCGUCCAGGUGUCGUUCAGCACGACGGGCAGGUCCCGGCUGGUGCCGGAUCUCUUCCUCACGGUGGACGUCACGGAGGUGGUGGAGGUGGGGCACUUCUGGGGGUACAGGAUCGACGAGAAGAACGCCGCCACCCUGAAGAAGCUGAUGGUGGAGAUAAAGCGCCUGAAGCUGGCGCCCUUGGCCGUCCACCCGCACCCGGACCUGGUCUGCCUGGCGCCGUUUGCCGACGCCGAGGAGCAGAGCUACUUCCGGGCGCAGAUCCUGUAUGUGUCGGGGAGCUCUGCCGAGGUGUUUUUCGUGGACUACGGCAACAAGUCCCACGUGGCCCUGGACCUGCUGAUGGAGAUCCCCAGCCAGCUUCUCGAGCUUCCCUUCCAGGCGCUGGAGUUCAAGGUCUGCAGGCUGCGCCCGUCGGCACGGUCCCUGGUGUGCGGCGAGCACUGGAGCGGAGAGGCCAGCCGGCGCUUCGCCGCCCUGGUCAGCGGCCGCGCGCUGCUGGUCAAGGUCUUCUCGGUGGUGCACAGCGUCCUGCACGUGGACCUGUACCUGUCCUCGGGGCUGCAGGACUUCGUCAACGUCCGGGACGUGCUCAUCGAGGAGGGCCACGCCGAGCUGGCCGAGGAGUGCUACGAGUCCCGGCAAAGCCACGAAGCUCUCAAGGGUCUCUUUUCCAAAUCAGAACACGUGGCCGACACGUGCUCGCCGUCCCCCACGAAGGACAGUGAGAAGCACCUGAUCCGGGUCUUGCUGGACAGCUUCUCCUCCAACAAGCUGGGGCCCCCAAACCACAAGGUAGUACUGCACGGGCCCUUUAACCCCUACGAGCUGAAGUGCCACAGUUUGACCAGAAUAUCCAAGUUCAGGCGCGUUUGGAUCGAGAAGGAGAGCAUCAACUCGGUGGCCAUCAGCGACGCCCCCGAGGACCUGCACCAGCGGGUGCUGGUGGCUGCCUCCCUUUCCGUCAACGCCACGGGGUCCACCAUGCUGCUGAGGGAGACGUCCCUGCUGCCGCACAUCCCCGGGCUGCCCGCCCUGCUCAGCAUGCUGUUCGCCCCGGUGAUGGAGCUCAGGGUGGACCAGGACGGGAAGAGCUACACCGGAGCCCUCUGCGGCCUGGGCUGGAGCCCGGCCACCGGGGCGCCCAUCCUGCCGGAGCACGACAUGGAGCUGGCCUUCGACGUGCGCUUCAGCGUGGAGGACGUGGUGGAGAUCAACAUCCUGCGGGCCGCCAUCAACAAGCUGGUGUGCGACGGGCCCAACGGGGCCAGGCACCUGGGCCCCGAGAGAGUGGCGCAGCUGCAGGACAGCGUCCGCCAGAAGCUGCUGGGUUUGUUCUGUCAGCUGAAGCCGAGAGCGAGGACGGCCCCCAAGUGGCCUGAGAAGCCGUACGAGUGGAACCAGGUGGACCCGAAGCUGGUCAUGGAGCAGGCGGAGCGGGAGGGCGGCCGGGGCAAGAGCCCCUUCCUGUACCAGCUGCACCGGCUGAUCGUGCUCAGCUCCUAG
This is a messenger RNA of Pipistrellus nathusii (Nathusius's pipistrelle), 4155 nucleotides long. The record is from the annotation of a GenBank genome assembly. Lineage: Eukaryota; Metazoa; Chordata; Mammalia; Chiroptera; Vespertilionidae.